AUGUCAGGUCUCGAUGUCGAGGCUCUACUUGAGUCUACAGCCGCCGCAGCGCCACAAGAUGCACGACAGUCUCAGGAACGCGAUGACCGCUCCAAAGCCGAUAGUAGUGACCGCCGGGACCGCGACCGCUCACGAGACAAGGAUCGUAGACGCCGGGACCGCAGCCGGGACCGACGUCGUGACGCCGAUGGAGAUGAAGACAUGAAGAGCCCGAGAAGCGAACAUGGCAGUGCUAACGGAAGCCAUAGAAGCAGAAAGAGGAGCAGGAGCCGCGAGAGUGAUCGCCGUCGAUCUCGACGUGAACGUGGUGACGACUACCGAUCUGGUGGUGACUAUUACCGCGGAGGCGGGCGGGCCCGCACUCGAUCUCGAUCCCCUAAUGAUGACCGUUAUUACCGCCCUUCGGGCCGUUCCCGUCGGGAUGAGAGGGAGGAUGACCGACGCCCUCGCCGUGAGCGAGAGACACGCAGACGUAGCCCCAGUCGCGAAAGAACCCCAGAGCUCAACGAGGAUGAGCGCGAUAGACGCACCAUUUUUGUACAGCAGCUUGCAGCACGUCUGAGAACAAAGGAACUGAUUGCUUUCUUCGAGAAAGUUGGACCGGUUAAAGAAGCUCAGAUUGUCAAGGAUCGCGUUAGUGGUCGGUCUAAAGGUGUCGGUUAUGUCGAAUUUAAGAACGAAGAUUCCGUUGCUCCUGCUAUUCAGCUUACAGGACAGAAGCUUCUAGGAAUUCCAAUUAUCGCACAGUUAACUGAAGCGGAAAAGAAUCGUCAGGCUCGCAACCCGGAUGCCAGCAGUGGCAGUAAUCACGCAGCUCCAUUUCACAGGUUGUACGUGGGUAACAUCCAUUUCAGCAUCACUGAAAAUGACCUCCAGAAUGUUUUUGAGCCGUUUGGCGAGCUCGAGUUUGUCCAGCUUCAAAAGGAUGAAACCGGUAGAAGCAGAGGUUAUGGUUUUGUCCAGUUCCGUGAUCCCAAUCAAGCUCGGGAGGCACUAGAAAAGAUGAACGGGUUUGACCUUGCUGGUCGAGCAAUCCGCGUUGGCCUUGGCAACGAUAAGUUCACCCCUGACUCGAGUGCUCAACGAUUGCAGAGCCAAGGUGCAAACCAACAGAAUUUCCAGGGCUCUUCGUUCUCGGGCCAUGGAGGCCGUGGUAUCCAGGCCGGUGGUACUAGCAACUUCGACCGUGCUGGCGGCCGGGAUUCUGAAAAAGGGGCCGGUGCUAGUGCUUUAGAUGAUACGGAUGUUGCUGGUGUAAACUUCAACAACUAUAGUAGGGACGCAUUGAUGAGGAAACUCGCAAGAACAGAUGAACCCUCAGAGUCGUCCGCCGACGAUAAGCAAAAGGUGCUUCGGCCUAAAACAGAAACCAAGCCAUUGCCUGUCAAUGUCAACAUGGCGAGUCGGUGUGUUAUGCUUCGUAAUAUGUUUGAUCCUGGCGAGGAAGAAGGUGAAAGCUGGAUUAAAGAGCUAGAGGAUGACGUCCGCGCUGAGUGCGAAGAAAAAUAUGGCCAUGUUGUUCACAUUGCACUAGAUCCUAACUCACAAGGCGAUAUCUACCUGAAGUUCGACCGCGUCCAGGGUGGUGAAAACGCCAUCAAAGGCCUGAAUGGACGAUUUUUCGGCGGCAAACAGAUCACUGCGCAACCCGUUGUCGACGCUGUUUACAGCAGUUUGUUCUCUCGAACCAAGGCGAUCUAG
Molecule: messenger RNA, 1701 nt
Organism: Aspergillus nomiae NRRL 13137
Lineage: Eukaryota; Fungi; Ascomycota; Eurotiomycetes; Eurotiales; Aspergillaceae
Product: putative RNA splicing factor (Pad-1)
Exons: 4
Coding region: 1-1701 (566 amino acids)
Biological process (GO): mRNA processing
Cellular component (GO): nucleus
Molecular function (GO): RNA binding
Source: RefSeq, a predicted model, not a curated record